Messenger RNA from Anolis sagrei ordinatus, 10057 nucleotides. The record is from RefSeq and is a predicted model, not a curated record. Lineage: Eukaryota; Metazoa; Chordata; Lepidosauria; Squamata; Anolidae.
CUCUCGGGGCGCCGCGGUUCCUGUCGCCUGCUGGUCCGUUCGUUGGUUGUCCCGCUAGGGGCCGCUCUAGCCGACGUCUCGGCGGCGAUGCGAGGGAACUGCGCUGUUGCUGCUGCUGCUGCUGCUGCUGCCGCGGCCCGCCCGCCGCCAUAUUGGAGCUCGCGCCGCAGCAGAAGCUCUUGCGUCUUUGGCAACGGCGCAGCCCUCCCCGCCCCGCCCGCCAUGGCGACGAGGCGCCUGGACUGGCCCUGAAGGAAGCCCGAGGCCCUCGUCGCAGUAGGGAAGCCGGACAGGCCCUGAGGCACCGUCGCGCCGCGCCCGCCCGCCGCCCCCUCGGCCGCAACAUGGAGGCCGUGAAAGCCUUCAACGGCGAGUUGUACUCGUUGAAUGACUACAAACCUCCUAUUUCAAAGGCAAAAAUGACACAGAUUACGAAGGCAGCAAUCAAGGCCAUCAAGUUCUACAAACAUGUGGUACAGAGUGUUGAGAAAUUCAUUCAAAAGUGUAAACCAGAAUACAAGGUUCCUGGUUUGUAUGUCAUUGACUCUAUUGUUCGACAGUCUCGACAUCAAUUUGGGCAAGAAAAGGAUGUGUUUGCACCUAGAUUUAGCAAUAACAUCAUUAGCACUUUUCAGAACUUAUAUCGCUGCCCUGGGGAUGACAAGAGUAAAAUUGUUCGAGUGCUGAAUUUAUGGCAAAAGAAUAGUGUGUUCAAAAGUGAAAUUAUCCAGCCUCUACUUGAUAUGGCAGCAGGAAUUCCUCCUCCAGUUGUGACACCUGUCUUGCCUGGGACAACAGCUACUAUGAGUAACAAUACUCCAGGAACUCCAGUGACGCCAGCUACACCUGCCAAUGUGAUCCAGAGUUUACCUGAUCCUUGGGUGUCUCAGAUAACUAAUACAGAUACUCUUACUGCAGUAGCACAGAUCCUACAGAGUCCACAAGGCCAACAGCUUCAGCAGUUAAUACAAACAUUACAAAUGCAGCAGCAGAAACCACAGCCAUCACUGCUUCAGGCACUGGAUGCUGGACUUGUUGUUCAGUUGCAAGCCCUCACUGCGCAACUUACAGCUGCCGCCACCGCCAAUACCCUUAAUCCGCUAGAACAGAGUGUCUCUUUUAAUAAGAAGCUGAUGGAUAGGUUUGGGGAUUUUAGAGAGGAUACUGAUAUUAACGAAGAACCUAAAAAAGAAACUGCAACUUCUAAACUGCCCCUUGUACCUGAAUCUGUGAACAACUCACUUUUUCAUCAGCUAGCUGAACAAUUACAGCAGCAGAACCUGGAACAUCUUCGCCAGCAGCUUCUGGAGCAGCAGCCAACAAAAGCUAGCCCUGAGGAAACACAAGAAGAAACUUUUGGUUCAGAGCAUUCAGCAUCCCCUUCACAAGACAGCAGCCAUCAGCAGUUUUUAGAAGUUCAACCAAAUCUUGAUAGUACAAUGGAUGUUCAACAACAGGAUAUGGACAUAGAUGAAGGCCAAGAAGUUGUUGAACAGGAAGUUUUUGAGCAAGAGGAGAAGAAAGCAGCAGUCAUUUCAAGAUCAAGAACACGUUCAAGAUCUCGUUCAAGAUCUCCAAGGAAAAGAAGAUCCAGAUCGCGUUCUGGAUCUCGAAAGCGUAAGCAUAGGAAGCGUUCACGCUCUAGAUCAAGGGAAAGAAAAAGGAAGUCCUCAAGAUCAUACUCAAGUGAAAGAAGAGCUAGAGAGAGGGAAAAAGAACGACAGAAAAAAGGAUUACCUCCUAUUCGAUCCAAAACACUAAGUGUCUGCAGUACCACACUUUGGGUUGGUCAGGUGGACAAGAAAGCAACACAGCAGGAUUUAACCAAUUUAUUUGAAGAAUUUGGACAAAUCGAGUCUAUUAAUAUGAUCCCUCCCAGAGGUUGUGCUUAUGUCUGCAUGGUUCAUAGACAAGAUGCCUACCGUGCUCUUCAGAAACUAAGCUCUGGAUCCUACAAGAUCGGAUCUAAAAUUAUCAAGAUUGCAUGGGCAUUAAAUAAAGGAGUGAAAACAGAAUAUAAACAGUUUUGGGAUGUGGAUCUUGGAGUUUCAUACAUACCUUGGGAAAAAGUUAAAUUGGAUGAUUUGGAGGGCUUUGCAGAAGGAGGCAUGAUUGAUCAGGAAACAGUAAAUAAUGAAUGGGAAACAACAAAAAGCUCAGAGACUGUAAAAGAACCUGUGCCGAUAACGCAGAGUACAACUGUUGAAAAGACCUCUGUUGUAACAACACAAACAGAAACAUACACACAGUCUGUCGCUAUGCUACAGAUUCCUGUAGCACCAGCUGUGCCAGCUGUGAGUUUAGUUCCACCAGCGUUUCCUGUUGCAAUGCCUGUACCUCCUCCUGGCUAUAGUUCAAUUCCGCCCCCGCCCUUCUUGAGAGCAAGCUUCAACCCUUCACAGCCACCUCCUGGUUAUAUGCCUCCUCCGGUUCCACCACCUGGUCCUCCACCUGUAGUUCCAACAUCUCUUGUACAGCCUUCACUACCAAUUGCUCAAGAGUCACUGAAAGAUUUCAACAGCCUUGUUCUACCAGUGGGUACUGUUUCAAGUAGUCUUACCACCUCAACAUUAUCUGCUGGAAGUGUCUUCACUCCUCUUUCAAGUAGUUGCUCUGAUGUGGAUGAAAAAGGCUCUCACCUUGCAGACGUUCAGAUCUCAUCUAGUGAAAACAGAGCCAUGCAAGAUGAUGUUUCAAGUAGUUCUGGACUCAUUGGAGGAGCUCAGCCGCCUUGUGUUUCAACCACUUCUGGACUUGGAGGAGGAAUCCGGUCAUCAAGUGUCUCAAGUAGUUCUGGGCUCGUACAGCCGCCCAGUGUCUCAAGCAGCUCUGGGCUUCUGACAAGACUGCAGCCAUCCGUUGCAUCAAACAGUUCCGGGCUUCUGACUGGUGUUCAGCCUCCAAGUGUGUCAAGCAGCUCUGGGAUGUUAGCAGGACUCCAGCCCAUGAGUGUCUCAAGCAGCUCCAGCCUUCUAAUGGGACUUCAGCCACCAAUAGUGUCAAGUAACUCUGGAAUUUUGUCAGGAGGCCAGCCUCCGAUGGUGUCAAGUACUUCUGGGCUUUUGACAGCACUUCAACCACCUAUUGUAUCAAGCAACUCUGGCCUUCUGGGAUUGCCACCACCAAUUGUCUCAAGUGGUUCUGGACUGCUAGGAUUACCACCACCAAAUAUUGCCAGUGGUUCUGGAUUAUUAGGGCUGCAGCCACCCGCUGGAAUUCAAACUAUGCCCCAUUUAACACUUGCUAGUCAACGGUUGCCUGGAAUGCCUCUAGUUGAUAUCCGCUCAGGACUAAUGGCACAGCCACCUGGGCCAAGAUUUCCAUUGCUACAGCCUGGAAUACCACCACAGCGUAGCAUUCCUCCUCCAGCUAUCCUUGACCCAUCGCUUCCUCCACCCAGAGGUUCUUUCCUUUCAGGAGACCUUUUUACUCAAACAGAGAGACCAUUUGGCAAUUGUGGUAGGCAAACAAUUGACAACCUUUCUAAUCCAGAUAAAAGAUUGCCACUUGGAGAUGACAGCAUUCAACAAGAGGGAGAUAGAGAUUACCGCUUUCCUCCAGUGGAAAAUAGAGAGAACCUUAAUCGGUCAUCCCAAGGAGAUAUUAGAGAGUCUGUUGGCAGGCCACCAUUAGAUCCCAGAGAGGGUCUUGGAAGACCUUCCGUAGAUGGAAGAGAACAUCUUGCCAGGCCAAACCUAGAUUUAAGAGAGAACUUUGGAAGACCCGGCAUGGAUAACUUCAGUAGGAGGGACUAUUUUGCUUUCAAUUCAGAUAAGCAUUGGGGACAAAGAGGAGAUUAUGAUGAAAGAGAGUGUCGUGUUUUUCCUGCAUAUGGUGGUCUUAAACCUUUCCAGGAAGACAGAGAGAGGUUUCGACAAACCAAUUUUCGAUUUGAACCUCGUGGUGGUCCUAGCUGGAACAGAGGACUUGAACAAGAUACUCACAGAGACUUUGAUGACCGCCGCAGACCAUGGGAAAGACAAAGGGACAGAGAUGAUAGAGAUUUUAAUUUUGGUAGAGAAAUUAAUGGAAAUAGGUUUGGAAGAGAAAGAAUACAGAACAACUGGAUACCCCCUCCGCAUCCAAGAGUAUUUGAAUAUUUUGAAGGUGGCACUUCUCAAGAAAAAGCUGACAGUAUGCCCCAAAUUAAUGGUGAAAACACAGAGACAGAAAGUCAGCCAUCUGGUGUGGAAGUACAGGAUGAAUCGGAACUGUUUGAAAAGCUGACACCUUCAGGUGACACAAACAAAGAGAAGAGUGACACAGAAGCUGAAUUAGAAAGUGAACCAGUGGUAGAAAGCACAGAAACUGAGGGGACAUAAUCAUCACUCACUGCAAGAAGCAAAAGACAUGUUCUCAUGGGUAAUUCAGAAAGCCAGUACAGCCCUCAGGGAACGAAGAAUGUUGGUAAUUCUCUGCCUGGUGCCAAGCAGAAGCCUUGUUCGCUGAAAAUCCGUAGCAUCCAUUCGAAAGAUGAGAAAUCCGUACAUGGAUGGGGUCAUAGUACCAAUGGCACAAACUACAAAUCCCGAUCAUUAGCCAGAAGCUGCCUCUCUCAUUUCAAGAAUACCCAGCCUUAUUCUUCAAGACUCAGUGAUGCAACAGCAAAAACCUCUAAGAUUAGCAGCCAUGCCAAACACCGAACUCACACCUCAGAGAGUUAUGACCAAGAAAGUAAUAAUGCAUUUUUGCCCGAGAAUGGUUUCCACUAUAUAGAUAUUGAACCUACAAACGACCAUGUUGCUUCCAGGGAAUGUAAUGGGCAUUUCUUAAAUUGCUAUGGAAAGAAAGAGAGCCCCCCAUCAGAUGACAGAAUGAGUCCAAAGGUUCUCAUUAAGACUCUGGGGAAACUAGAUGGAUGUUUGAGAGUUGAAUUUCACAACAGCAGCAGCAACAGCACAGUUUCCAGAGAGGAAUCUACUGGACCAGUACAACUCUUGCGGUAUUCACCUGCUUCAGAGUCUGAAAAAAAUAACAUACUUGAAGGGAAAGAAACAUCUAGCACAGAUUAUCCUGGAAGCCAUCGGCUGUCAGCCACCGACUCAAGACUUAGAUCCAGUAAAGGGAGCUCCAUUAGUUCAGAGUCUUCGUGGUAUGAUGCUCCAUGGGGCAAUAAUGGGGAUAUGAAUGAACUGGAUGGGUCGUACAUGUCCAGGAGCACUCCUGAUGCAAGUAUCCAAGUCAGUUUUCCCCAGAGUGACUGCAAGAAACCAUUGAACCAAAGUUCAUCUCUUUCUUCCCUACGUGAUUUAUAUAGGAAUUCAAAUCUUAGGAGCUGCCAAGCUUCUGAUAUUGGGCUUUCUGCAGAUUUCAUCAAUACUCGUGCUGGUUCAAGCAAUCGUGUUUCAUUUACCUCCACCGUAGAUUUUUCUUCUGAGGCAGAAGAACACAGAGGACCUCUGCACUAUUCUUCCUAUACUCUCCCCUGCAGGAAAUCUUCAGCACUCAGUGAGGAUGCAACAAAGAAGGAAACAUUAAAAAGCCGUAUGCGGCGGAUCAGUGAUUGGACAGGAAGCCUGUCAAGAAAAAAGAGGAAGCUACAGGAACCAAAAUGUAAGGAUACAACAGAAUACUUUGAAGCUGGAGUUGAAAGUCUUUCUCCAGAUACCCUUCUUGUUCCUUCCCAUCUCAUUGCUUCUCCUUGGUCCCAUGGGUCUGGCCAGAUCUUUUCCCAGAGAAGUGAAUCUGCCAGUGGACUCAGUAGUGAUGUUCUGAGGCAGAACAUUUAUGAGAACUUCAUGCGGGAGCUUGACCUGAGCAGGACCAACAUGGAAAACAUGGACACUUUCACAGAAACAGAGGACUCGAGCAGUGAGUCACUUAGCUCCUUGGAACAGUUAGAUUUGUUGUAUGAGAAGGAGCAAGGAGUUGUUCGUAAAGCUGGGUGGCUUUUCUUCAAACCUCUUGUGACCCUGCAGAAAGAGAAGAAGCUUGAGUUGGUUACACGAAGAAAAUGGAAACAAUACUGGGUUACCCUGAAAGGAUGCACCCUGCUGUUUUAUGAGACUUACGGGAGAAGUUCCAUGGAGCAGAACAUCUCACCCAGAUAUGCUCUGUUUGCAGAAGACAGUAUAGUGCAGUCUUGUCCUGAACACCCUAAAAAGGAGAAUGUUUUUUGUCUCAGCAAUUCUUUUGGAGAUGUCUACUUAUUCCAGGCUACAAGCCAGACUGACCUUGAAAACUGGGUUACCGCCAUACAUUCAGCUUCUGCUUCCCUCUUUGCAAAGAAACUUGGGAAAGAAGAUACAGUUAGGUUGCUGAAAAAUCAGACUAAAAGCCUUAUCCAAAAGAUUGACAUGGACAGCAAGAUGAAAAAGAUGGCUGAACUGCAACUCUCGAUUGUUAGUGAUCCUAAAAACAGGAAAGCAAUUGAGAACCAGAUCCAACAGUGGGAGCAGAAUCUAGAGAAGUUCAACAUGGAUCUUUUUAGGAUGCGUUGCUAUCUUGCCAGUCUACAAGGCGGGGAGUUACCAAAUCCAAAAAGUCUUUUGGCUGCUGCCAGUCGACCUUCAAAGAUGGCACUAGGGAGACUUGGCAUAUUCUCAGUCUCAUCCUUUCAUGCACUGAUCUGCUCCAGGGAUGAAGCAGCUCUUAGGAAGCGUACUCUAUCUUUGUCUCAGAGGGUAAGGAGCAAGAAGGGUCUGUUUUCCUCUCUUAAGGGAUUGGACACUCUUGCAAGAAAAACAAAAGAGAAAAGACCAUCCAUUACACAGAUUUUUGACUCAGCUGGCGUGCAUGGAUUUAGUGGAACACAGCUACCUCAGAUUUCCAGUAAUUCUACUGAGAAAGUUGAUGAAUUUCUAAAUGUAUACUGCUCUGCUCCGGAAGGUACUACAAAAGAAAAUAUCUGGGACAUCCAAUCACUUGUUCGCUUUCCUGAUGGCCAAGUGUUACUGCUAACUCUCAAGUCAGAACACAGAGUAGAGGAUGUUUUGACAACCGCAUGCAAGAUUAAGCAGUUGGAACCAAGAUACCACGGUUUACACCUUAGAAGACAUAUUGAUGAAAAUAUUGAGCAGUACAUUCCUGAAGCUUAUGAAUACAUCCAAGAUCAGAUAUAUGAUGAAAUAGAAAUAUUUCCUUUGAGUUUCUUCCAUGUCCAACUCACUAAGAGUGAUGGUGUAGCUGAUUUCGGAUUUGCAGUAACUGCACAAGUUGAUGAUCAAGAGCAUCUCAGCCAUAUCUUCGUGAGUGAUGUUCUUCCUGAUGGGAUGGCUUACAGGGAAGGGCUGCGUGUUGGCAACGAAAUCUUGGUUAUAAAUGGAGAGUCUGUAUCUGAUCUUGACCUCAGGCAGAUGGAGUUAUUGUUCUCUGAGAAAAGUGUGAAACUGACUUUGACUACAAAUAUCAGCUGCCAUGCAAAUGCAUUAUGCACCACAUGGUCAGAUGGGGAUGUUUCCAGGGAAGGAAGAAACUUGUUGCCCCCUCCUAACCAGUCUCAACUCCUGGAAGAAUUUCUGGAUAACUUCAAGGAAAAUACAACAAAUGAUUUUAGCAAUGUGCCCGAUGUUACCACAAGUCUCAGAAGGAGCAGUACGGAUGGCGUUCUAGACCAGAUUCCUCAGAGGGAGAAACUAGAGUUGCCUUUCAAGAGUGCUGAACAAAUUUCAAUGUUGUGCCCACACUUCCAUGAAGCUCAUGUAAAUGGUAUGGAAGCAGUAAAAGACAUCCCCCCGGUAAAGCCACUGACACGACAACUUACAGAUGCUGACAGACUCCGAAAGGUUAUUCAAGAGCUUAUGGACACAGAGAAAUCCUAUGUAAAGGAUCUGAGCUGUCUCUUUCAAUUGUACUUGGAGCCUCUUCAAAGUGAGACCUUCCUAACUCAAGAUGAGAUGGAGUCUUUGUUUGGGAGUCUGCCAGAGAUGCUGGAUUUUCAAAAAGUAUUUUUAGAGACCUUGGAAGAUGGAAUAUCAUCUUGUUCUGAUUUUAACACACUUGAAACUCCGUCACAAUUCCGGAAACUUCUAUUCUCUUUGGGAGGUUCUUUCCUAUAUUAUGCUGACCAUUUCAAAUUGUACAGUGGAUUCUGUGCAAAUCACAUCAAAGUCCAGAAAGUUCUUGAGCGAGCCAAAACAGAUAAAGCCUUUAAGGCCUUUCUGGAUGAUCACAACCCUACUAAGCAGCAUUCCUCCACAUUGGAGUCUUUUCUCAUCAAGCCAGUUCAAAGAGUGCUGAAGUACCCACUUCUCCUGAAAGAACUGGUAUCCCUGACAGACCCUGAGAGUGAGGAGCACUACCAUCUCACAGAAGCCUUAAAAGCAAUGGAAAAGGUGGCCAGUCACAUCAAUGAAAUGCAGAAAAUUUAUGAGGAUUAUGGAGCAGUGUUUGACCAGCUGGUUGCAGAUCAGAGUGGAACUGAGAAGGAGGUCACAGAACUUUCUAUGGGAGAGCUCCUUUUGCACUCUACACUGUCAUGGCUGAAUCCAUUCCCAUCAUUAAGUAAAACAAGAAAGGACUUGGAACUCACUGUGUUUGUGUUCAAAAGGGCUGUCAUUCUGGUAUACAGAGAGAACUGCAAACUCAAGAAGAAGUUGGCAACCAAUGUCCGUGCUACCCAUAAUCAUGGUGAUCUGGACUUGUUUAAAUUCCGUUGGUUGAUUCCUUUGUCUGCACUUCAAGUUCGACUGGGAAAUACAGCAGGAACGGAAAACAACUGCAUUUGGGAACUAAUUCAUACGAAGUCAGAAUUGGAAGGAAGACCUGAAACAACCUUCCAGUUAUGUAGCAGUGACUGUGAAAGUAAAACCAACAUUGUCAAAGUGAUUCGUUCAAUCUUACGAGAGAACUUUAGGCGUCAAAUAAAAUGUGAUCUGCCUUUGGAGAAAGCAUGUAAAAACCGGCUAGUUCUGCCUAAGAAUCGAAUUCCUGUUUCAGCAAAAUUGGCUUCCUCAAGAUCCUUGAAGUUACUAAAGAACUCUCCCAGUAAUGAAUGGAACACGGAUACAGCCAAAGGAAAUGAACUGGAUUCGGAUGACUGCAGCCUGAGCAGCAGUACUCCAAGCAGCAGCUGCCAUACCACUGACAGCCUCCUGGAAUCAAAAAGUUCCUCCCCUGUGAAGCACCUUCAGAACUGUGCCUCCGAUUUCUCAGGCAGCCCUGUCAAAGAAUCUGACAUUUUAAGUGAUGAGGAGGAUGACUAUCAGCAGAUUGUAAAGAAAGGCAGCCCCACAAAAGACAUAGAAAUCCAGUUCCAGCGACUUCAGAUUUCUGAGAAUGCAAGCCAUGAUGCCGAGGAAAAGUAUUCUUCGGAGAAAGAGAGUAUGGAUGAACAGAAGGGAGGAGAGCAUCCUAAACUAGUGCGUGCACACUUUUGCCCCAUUAAGCGCAAGGCAAACAGUAUAAGGCAGGAUAAAGGGAUGUUACUGGCAAUGCAAGAAAGGCAUCAGUCUCUUGACACUCAUCCUGAUGCUGGAAGUUUUGACUUGAAUUCUAUUUUAGAAAGGGAAUUUAGUGUACAAAGUUUAACCUCGGUGGUUAACGAGGAUUGUUUUUAUGAAACCGUAGAUAGGCAUGGGAAGUCCUAGUUUCCUGAACGCUGGUGUUUCCCCCAUCCCACAAGAUUUUAUUUACCAGUACAUAUUUUUCCUCAAACAGCUGGUUGUUAUAAAUAAGAACUGUUAGCUCUUCCAUUUAAUGCACUACUGUGUUUUCCCACAGAAUUAGUUGUAAAGGCUUAAGUUAUUUUAAUUUAUUACAGAAUAGACAAAUUAGAUUGAGGUGCCCUGUAAAUUAAUUCUGUAAAUUAAUCUAUAGCUUUUGACAAAAGUCAGAUUACAUUUUUAAAAUUAUGAAAAAGGGGGAUAAAACAGUAUGAUCUACAUCAUUUGACAAGAAUGCAAACAGCUUUGUUUGACCAUUUAAGUUUCAGUUAAAUUUUGCUUUAUUUAAAGCAGAAUUAAGUUAUUUUUAUUCAUUACAGAAAAAAUAAUGUUGCACUAUGAUGUAAUAUGUUGUUUAUACUUGAUUUAUAUAUAUGUAAAUAUGGAAGUCUGUACUGUAAUCUUGUAUUUUUAUUUUCUCUACAAGUUUGUACAGUAAAAUGUUCAAUGAUGUA